Molecule: messenger RNA, 5334 nt
Organism: Parus major (Great Tit)
Lineage: Eukaryota; Metazoa; Chordata; Aves; Passeriformes; Paridae
Gene: PRPF39
Product: pre-mRNA processing factor 39
Exons: 13
Coding region: 2720-4720 (666 amino acids)
Biological process (GO): RNA processing; mRNA 5'-splice site recognition
Cellular component (GO): U2-type prespliceosome; U1 snRNP; commitment complex
Molecular function (GO): protein binding
Source: RefSeq, a predicted model, not a curated record
CAUCGGGCACAGCUGGGACUCGAUGGCCUUGAAGGGCUUUUCCAGUAAAUGAUUCCGUGAUUCAAACCUAAUCCCGGCACGCGCUGGGCCCGGGCAGCGCCGGCCCUGCCCCCGCUGGUUCCAGCAGCGCCUUAUCAGGGUGUGAGUGGGGCGUGCUGGGCAGAGCUCACACAAGGCUCCACAUUCCUGCCCCUCUGCAGUUUCCCUGUUUGUUUGCCAUGAGCUCAUUCACGUUUAGGAGCGGCAGUUUUGUGUACAGCACUCCUUUGCUGGUAACAAGCUGAAUAAUACAUGUUAGCGUCAAUUAUUUAAUACCAGUGUGUGUGUAGCUGUCUGAUACGCUGAUUCAGUUGUUUAGCCUGUGUGAUGCCAAACCCUUUGGAAUUUAGGUGAAAAGCCCAGAAUUAAGUUUUCCUGAUGUUUCUUGGCCCCAUGCCUUCCCAUGGACUUUUGUGACCUGGGCAUGGCCUGUUGCAUUGGCUGGUUUAAACCGUGGAUUGCUGUCAGAUUUUGGGAUAUGCCAGGGACCAGACUGGAUGGCAUUUGUCUGGAAGAGCUGUCAGACAGACUUGGAUUCAGUUUGCAACCUCGUGUGCAGCUCAGUACAGCUUCUCCCUCAUUCUUUUUUCCCUCUUAAUCCAGAGAUGGCUGGAUUUGGAGAGCUGGUUUUUUAAGAUGGAAUAUGCCUUCUGAAUCAGCUAGAGGGAGAAAACAUCUGUUAAACAUCAGAGUAACUUUAGGUCAGGAAUUACUGCAUGACAGAAUCCAUGGAAUCAUUAAGGCCAAUCAUAAAGUCCAACCCUUCUCCCCAGCACUGCUGCCAAGGCCACCACUGCUCCAUGUGCCCAGCUGCCAGGUCCACAGGGCUUUAAAUCCCUCCAGGAAUGGGGACUCCAGUCCUGCCCUGGGCAGCUGUGCUAGGGCUGGACAGCCCUUUCCAUUAAGAAAUUUCCCCAGUAUCCAACAUGAACUUCUCCUGGUGCAACUUGAAGCCAUUUUCUCUCGUCCCUCUCACCGUUAUGUCAUUUUGUAACAUCAUAUGUGAAUUUUAGAGCUGUAAAUAGCCUUGAAACUGUUUUUUUCUGAUGUUGGGGCUGCAGUUAGUGUCACUCCUUCCUCUUACCCCUCUAUUUUAGAACCUGCAGAGGUACCCUCUGAAGUGCAGCAGCCUUUGAGUGAUUGAGGUCUCUGCCUGUUGCACUGGUAAAAGCACAGGGAUACUCUUUGAUACUUAAUGUUACAAAAUGAUGUUUUUUCUCAAAAUCAGAGGGUCACUGCAUGGUUUGGGUUGGAAGGCACUUCAAAGCCCAUUCAGUUCCACACGCUGCCAUGAGCAGGGACACCUUUCUCUAGCCCAGGUUACUCCAAGCCUGUGGCUGCCUAACGAUGGAGGGAAGAAAUCCUUAAAAAAGCAGUUAUUAGAAAACCUGCUGGGUGCACCACAGGGACUCUUGAACAUUGUGCCAAAUUUCCUUGGCUUGGUGAACUCCUGGGAAAACGUGAAUGGGUAUCCCAGGAGUUGAAGCUGCUGAGGAUAAGGGAGAGAGAUUUUUCCUUUCUGGCAGGAACUUCACCCCAGUGUAUAGUGGUGUCUUAUCCAUGUCCUUGCUGAAGUGAAAGCAGUGGUCUGGGUGUUGUCUCUUCAGGCUUUCAGUGUGAAAGGACUCUGGAGAGUUCUGGGGUGGGGACUUCUGCUUUUUCUUUUAAAUCCCAAAUGCAUUUGCCACCUGCUCCGAGGAGAACGGGAGGAACCAGGAGUGGCAGUGCAGCCUGUGAGGAUGACAGUGCAGCACUGUUCUUCAUCUUUCACCCCAGCCAGACUCACAGCUGGGAGCUGUUGUGUCCUGCAGAGUGCUGGGAUCCCUGAGCUGUCAGGGGUUUGGAGGAGGCUCAGCUCAGUGUCCCUGCUCCGGGAAGGAAAGGCUGGGAACAGCCGAGGCUCAGUGGCACCCAGCCAGGUCAGGCUGGCCUGGCACUGGCACGGCAGGGCUGGGCUGUGGCUCUUGGCAGGGACAUCACAGGAGGAGUGGGAGGAAGCAGGAGUCUGUCCCAAGGGGCAGGAGGAAGCACCUGGCACUGGGUGUGGGUGGGAGUGAGGGGCUGCAGGUCAGGAGCAGCCAGAGCAUUUCUGUGGCCCUGUGGUGCUGCUGGGUGUGUUUGGACAUCCCUAAUGGGGACUGAGUUGGUUCUGACAGUAAUUCUUGUCUUUGCUUUAGCCUGGUGUUGAGGGCACCUUUUAACACUUGUUUAUUUCAUAAAAACUUUACUGACUUGUACUAAAUAGGAAAAUUGAAUGAAUUAAGGGACAUGGGUCCAUGGUGACCGUGGCACUGCUGGAGUGGCUUGGACCUGAUGGUCUCAGGCAGCUUUUCCAGCCUGAAUGUUUCUAUGGGAUUUGAACAUAUUUCUUUAUUUGGAAUAAACUUCCACUGGACUCCUGCAGGAAAACUGUAUUGAUUAACUUUUGUAGCUCCCUGUGACAGUUUUUUAGACCCUCCCAAGGAUUUGUAUAUGCAGAUGUGAAAAUCUGUGACAGCUGUUGAUAUAUUUUAUUGCUGAAGAAGGCUGAUGCACGAGGCAGAUGCCAGCAGGGCUGUGGUGCAGUACAGGGACCCCUGGAGCACUGGCACACUCUGAGCUGGUGGCUCCCAGCCGAGCUGUGGCUCAGGAGGAGCGCUGAGCAGCGGUGUUCCCGCAGGAUCAGUCGCACAGCGGUGCCAUGGAGAACACGGAGAGCACGGAGGAGGAGCAGCCCACUGUGGGCAAUGAGAGCGCGGAGCCCGGCGCCGAGAGCGCGGCCGAGGAGCAGCACAUGGACUUCAGCACCGAGAUCAUGAGUGUCACCGAGAUGGAGCAGUCCCCGGACAGCUCCCCGGACCUCAACGAGGACAACACGCAGGAGAGCGAAAUUCCAAACAUUGAGAGCUUACAGACAACAGAUCUUGAGGCUGACUUCCCUCCGGAUUUUGACAAGUUUUGGAAAGUAGUAGAGGACAAUCCACAGGAUUUCACGGGAUGGGUUUAUCUACUGCAGUACGUAGAGCAGGAGAACCACUUGCCAGCAGCCAGGAAAGCCUUUGACAGGUUUUUCUCACACUACCCCUACUGCUAUGGGUACUGGAAGAAGUACGCGGACCUGGAGAAGCGCCACGACAACGUCAAGCAGUCAGACGAGGUCUAUCGCCGAGGGCUUCAGGCAAUUCCUCUUAGUGUUGAUCUUUGGAUACAUUAUAUAAACUUCCUAAAGGAGACCUUGGACCCUGCUGAUCCUGAAACUAACAGUACCAUCCGGGGAGCCUAUGAACACGCAGUGCUGGCUGCUGGGACAGAUUUCCGUUCUGACAGACUCUGGGAAAUGUAUAUAAACUGGGAAAAUGACCAGGGAAACCUAAGGGAAGUUACAUCCAUCUAUGACCGCAUCCUGGGAAUCCCAACACAGCUCUACAGCCAUCACUUCCAGAGGUUUAAAGAGCACAUCCAGAACAACCUGCCCCGAGAUUUCCUGACCACGGAGCAGUUUGUGCAGCUGCGCCGGGAGCUGGCGGCCGCCAGCGGCCACAGCGGCGAGGACGGGGACGAGCUGCCCUGCGGCACCGAGGACAUCACCGACCCCGCCAAGCUAAUCACUGAGAUAGAGAACAUGAGGCACAGAAUCAUUGAGAUCCAUCAGGAGAUAUUUAACCACAACGAGCAUGAAGUCAGUAAGAGGUGGACGUUUGAGGAAGCGAUCAAGAGGCCUUACUUUCAUGUAAAACCUCUGGAGAAAAUUCAGCUGAAAAACUGGAAAGAGUACUUAGAGUUUGAGAUAGAGAAUGGCACUCACGAGCGAGUCGUGGUCCUCUUUGAGAGAUGUGUCAUUUCAUGUGCCCUCUAUGAGGACUUCUGGAUCAAGUACGCCAAAUACAUGGAGAACCACAGCAUCGAGGGCGUGAGGCACGUGUACAGCAGGGCCUGCACCAUCCACCUGCCCAAGAAGCCCAUGGUGCACAUGCUGUGGGCAGCCUUCGAGGAGCAGCAGGGCAACAUUGACGAAGCCAGAAGGAUCCUGAAGACGUUUGAGGAGUGCAUCCUGGGGCUGGCCAUGAUCCGCCUGCGCAGGGUGAGCCUGGAGCGCCGGCACGGCAACAUGGAGGAGGCGGAGCAGCUGCUGGAAGAUGCUGUCAGGAAUGCCAAGUCCAUCAGUGAAGCCUCCUUCUAUGCCAUCAAACUCGCCCGGCACCUCUUCAAAGUGCAGAAAAACCUGCCAAAGGCAAGAAAAGUGCUGUCAGAAGCCAUAGAACUGGACAAAGAAAACACCAAACUGUACCUGAACCUGCUGGAGAUGGAGUACAGUGGUGACCUCAAGCAGAACGAGGAGAACAUCCUGAGCUGCUUUGACAAGGCCAUCCAUGGGGCCUUGUCCAUCAAAAUGAGGAUCACGUUCUCACAGAGAAAAGUGGAAUUCCUGGAAGAUUUUGGGUCUGAUGUGAACAAGCUCCUGGAUGCCUACGACGAGCACCAGGCGCUGCUGAAGGAGCAGGAGACGCUGAAGCGGCGGGCGGAGAACGGCUCGGAGGAGCCGGACGAGAAGAAGCUGCUGACGGAGGACGCGGGGCUGGCGGCGGCGCAGCUCAUGGACGGGGACAUGCAGGUCAACCAGGCCGCCUACAACUACAACGCCUGGUACCAGUACAACUACCAGAACGCCUGGAAUUACGGACAGUAUUACCACACAACCUGAUCCCUGCAGGGAGUGGAGUUCACUGUGCUGCAGUUUCAACAAAGAUGGAAUUAAAAAAAAAAAAAAAAAUUAUAUUUUUCUAAUUUUGGGCUGUGAAGGAACUGUUGUGCCACCUGCUUUUGGUCCUCUGCAUGUGAACCGAGCUGCUGCUCACGGGGUAUGUGUGAAGCAAGAUUCGUGUGCUGGUAACUGAUAAAUGGUCUCUGUACAAUUCUCAUUUACCAUAAAUGAAUUUUUUUAAUUCCCUGCACUAAUUUAUGGAGUAUCAGAAGAAUUCUCGUCGGUCUCUUGAUUCCAUAAUUGAGUGGGCGAAGCUGUGGGGUUUUGGGUUGGUUUUGGCCCAGGGCUGGAGCCAGGGCUUGUCCUGCUCCUGGCCCAGCUGUUCCAGGCCCGGGCUGUUGGGGCUGGGGGCCUGGCAGAGCUGCCCCACGGGUUCUGUAGUGUGGGAGGGGCAGGGAUUAAACCACCUUCGUUCUUUUUUAAAAGCACAAACUGUGUUUGGGAUGAGUUUUGUAUUUAGAGUUUUUCAUGUACACGGUGUGAGCAAAACUUUUUUCAUUUUGAUCAAAGUGAUCAUUCCCAUUUUUGUAAUAAAAGCGAGGAAUUCAGCAGUG